AUGCAAUAUCCGUCACUUCCUGCAGGCGCCUUCCUUGCCGCCGCUCUGGUCCUUGUUCCUUUGCCUUGGCAUUGGCAGGCUCGUAACAUCGGGACCCUGUCCAUCAUAGCAUGGUUAUUUAUUGUGAACAUUAUCUAUGCCAUUAAUACCAUUGUAUGGGAUGCAAAUGUCAACAACCCCGCUCCACUUUGGUGCGAUAUCACCACCAAGCUCAUUAUCGGUGCAAACACCGCGCUGCCUUUGGCGACUAUGUGUGUUUGUAAACAUCUUGCACUCGUGUCGUCAAAACGUGUAGCACGCCUCGAUCGCGAUGAUAAACGGCGUCGCAUGAUCUUCGACGCAGUGAUAUGCUUUGGAAUUCCUUUGAUUUUUAUGGCCUUGCACUAUAUUGUGCAAGGUCACCGGUAUGACAUCGUUGAGAACUUUGGCUGCCAACCUGCAACAUACUUUUCCACCGAAGGUAUCAUAAUUGUUUUGUUGCCGCCCCUGGUUUUGGCAACGGCUACGCUUAUGUACGCAGCUCUCGCGCUGUAUAACUUUGCUUGUAGACGCAUGGAUUUUGCAGCACAUUUACAGAAUGCCAACUCAGUCCUCACAACACACCGUUAUCUUCGCCUUAUGGCCAUGGCUGUUACAGAAAUCGUGUGGGGGACUAGUUUGACGGCCUUCAACCUCUACAACAACAUUCAUGUGGGCUUGCGACCUUGGAUCAGCUGGCAGAACGUCCACUCUGAUUGGCUCCGCGUCGACCUCUUUGCGUUCAUUGAACUGUCGCCUUCGUUCAUUAGAAGCAUGUUCUUGUUGUGGUGGGCGAUGCCUGCCAGUGCAUACAUAUUCUUUUUGUUCUUUGGCUUCAGCGAGGAUGCGAGGAAGGAGUACGGCAAGAUCAUCAAAGCUUUCCGAAAACAUGUCCUAAGACAGUCGAACAAGGAUGUUAGCUUUCAUGGAUCAAAUCUGCCAAGCGCCAGGUAG
Molecule: messenger RNA, 972 nt
Organism: Suillus discolor
Lineage: Eukaryota; Fungi; Basidiomycota; Agaricomycetes; Boletales; Suillaceae
Product: GPCR fungal pheromone mating factor
Exons: 4
Coding region: 1-972 (323 amino acids)
Biological process (GO): G protein-coupled receptor signaling pathway
Cellular component (GO): membrane
Molecular function (GO): mating-type a-factor pheromone receptor activity
Source: RefSeq, a predicted model, not a curated record